CGUAAACACACAUACCAAUCUAUUUAACCUCAACAUCCUUAGUUCUUUCUUUAACCGUAUGUUUAUGGUGCCGUGAGUUGGGGUUAAAAUGUCGCUUGCACUUGCAAGACCACUUGUUACUGUUUAUACUGAAAAAAAUGAGCGUUCAGGAGCUUCCGUGGCCCUUCCUGCUGUUUUCAAAGCUCCUAUACGUCCAGAUGUAGUCAACUUUGUCCAUAUGAAUAUGGCCAAAAAUAGACGCCAUCCAUAUGCUGUGUCUGAGCAGGCAGGUCACCAAACGUCUGCCGAGUCAUGGGGUACUGGUCGAGCUGUGGCUCGUAUUCCUCGUGUUCGUGGUGGAGGCACACACAGAUCUGGUCAGGGUGCUUUUGGCAACAUGUGUCGUGGUGGGAGAAUGUUUGCUCCAACUAAAACUUGGCGACGAUGGCAUCGUAAGAUCAAUAUCAAUCAGCGACGUUAUGCAAUCUGUUCUGCUAUUGCUGCCACUGGGAUCCCAGCCUUAGUAAUGUCUAAGGGCCACAAAAUUGAGGAAACUCCAGAAGUUCCCCUGGUGGUGAGUGACAAAAUUCAAGAGUAUAAUAAAACUAAACAGGCAGUUCAGUUUUUGAGAAAAUUGAAGGUGUGGAAUGAUAUACAAAAGGUUUAUAAAUCAAAAAGAUUCCGUGCAGGAAAAGGAAAGAUGAGGAACCGACGCCGUAUUCAACGUCUUGGUCCAGUAAUUAUUUAUUGCUCGGAUAAUGGGCUGACUCGAGCCUUUAGAAAUAUUCCAGGAAUUGAAACUUUGAAUGUAGAAAAAUUAAAUUUACUAAAGCUUGCACCUGGUGGGCACGUGGGACGUUUUGUGAUCUGGACUGAAAGUGCUUUCCGCAAACUUGAUUCCUUGUAUGGAACCUGGCGUAAACCAUCAGAGAAAAAAAAGAAUUUCAACUUACCAAUGCCCAAGAUGUCCAAUACUGAUCUGUCUCGGCUGUUAAAGAGUGAGGAAAUUCGGCAUGCCAUACGACCAGUCAAUCGUGCUAUUGAACGCCGUAAGUUGAAGAAGAAUCCACUCAAGAACAUUAGAGUGAUGUUGCGACUCAAUCCAUACGCUGCUGUUACCAGAAGGAAUACUAUUCUGAAUGCAGAAAAAAGAAAAAAGAUGAAGGCUGCUAUACUUGCAAAGAAAAGAGGGAUUGAAAUCCCAGAAAAGCCCACCAGACACCAACAAGCCAAGAAACCCAAGGCUAAGAAAGUUAAAGCCAAGAAAUCUGAGAAGACCAAGAAAUAAAAUAUAUAUAUAUAUAUCUUGAUUUGUAAUGGCGGAAAGCCGUGACAACACAGAGAAAUAAAUUGGUUAAAAGUGUA
This is a messenger RNA of Limulus polyphemus (Atlantic horseshoe crab), 1344 nucleotides long. RefSeq names its product 60S ribosomal protein L4-like (gene RpL4). NCBI's taxonomy places the organism in Eukaryota, Metazoa, Arthropoda, Merostomata, Xiphosura, Limulidae. The transcript has 9 exons. Gene Ontology annotation, biological process: translation. The record is from RefSeq and is a predicted model, not a curated record. Gene Ontology annotation, cellular component: cytosolic large ribosomal subunit; ribosome. The coding region runs from base 89 to 1267 and encodes 392 amino acids. Gene Ontology annotation, molecular function: RNA binding; structural constituent of ribosome.